AGACGGAUUAGAGGAACGCAUCUACUGGCCUUCCUCGGGCCGGCAAAUCGAACGAUAUGCAGCAGGCAAUCCUCACGCCUUGCGAGAAGUCGUGACAGUGUACGGCGAGAGACGUGAACUUUACUUUUACAAGUCAAGACUUGACGGACUCGUGAAGCAUGUGGAGCGGUUUGGAAGAAAGAUAUCUGAAGAGUUUGAAGGCCGCGAAGAUGGGUUGAUUGCGCACUCAGUGCAAUUUGCCGAUAUAUCCGAGGCAAACGCGAAUAACGAAACCAUCAAGCAACAGAAAAAAGAUAUUCUUACUGUAGCUUUUUUGUGUGGUCGCUCGCUACCGAAAGAUGCAAAAAGAUUUGCUGAUAAGGUUUUCAAGCGUCGUGAUACCCCAGGCAGAAGCCGUGCAUAG
Molecule: messenger RNA, 403 nt
Organism: Eimeria acervulina
Lineage: Eukaryota; Apicomplexa; Conoidasida; Eucoccidiorida; Eimeriidae
Exons: 6
Biological process (GO): cell motility
Cellular component (GO): motile cilium
Source: RefSeq, a predicted model, not a curated record